GUGGCACUGCCAAUGUACAAGCUUGAUGUCCUUGAGAAAACUUUCAUUUAUCUUGGAGAGAUGAGUUUGGUGACUGAGAAUGAAUGACAGAAUCUUGUGUAUUCACUCUAACUUGUCCUCUGUCCCUUGGGACAGCCCCACUGCAGGUAGGACAAUGUCUGGUGUCUGCACUAGCGGCCCUUCUAUUCAGCAACCUAACCUCAUAUGGCUUCCACACCUCCAAAUGUACCAUGAUAUCAGGUAUACACCCUUGGCCUGUAGCCUCAGGGAGCCAACAUGUUCCUGCUCCCAGGAGAAACCGUGUGGGCACAUCCCCCUGGAUGUGGCCUCCAGUUCUCCUUCACCUGGGCACUACCAUGUCUUAUAUCAAGGGGCUGGAGAGAGUCAGGUGACCUGGCACGGGGAGACAUACUGUAUGGUCGGUGCCUACCGUACAUAUGGAGAUGUCCCCCUGGCCACCCCAGCAAAGGAAGAAGCAGAGAAUCCAGCACCUCAACCCUUGAGCUCCCCAAGAGGCACCCAAGAGGGUGCCCCCAAGAGGCACGACACAUUUUCCGAUUCAGACACUGAGCUAGGCUGCUCAAAACCCAAGAUUCAACACUUAGAGCCUGGUGACAGGAGGCAGAAGAUCACUGGCUGAGUCCUCUUUGGAGAGAACCCAUCCAAAUACCUGAGACUUUUCCUGCCUCUCCCCUCCAACAACCCAUUUCACUUACACCUUUGCUUACCUCAGCCCUUUGGUC
Messenger RNA from Suncus etruscus (white-toothed pygmy shrew), 743 nucleotides. RefSeq names its product DPEP2 neighbor protein-like. The coding region runs from base 80 to 640 and encodes 186 amino acids. NCBI's taxonomy places the organism in Eukaryota, Metazoa, Chordata, Mammalia, Eulipotyphla, Soricidae. The transcript has 2 exons. The record is from RefSeq and is a predicted model, not a curated record.